AUGGCGGAUGAACUCCCGUUAUGGUUCCCCCCCAUGAGUAGCGACGAUUCAUCCGAUAGUAGCAUUCUUUUUUUUCAAAAUCUCAUCGAAGAAGCCGAACUUCAAGACACGGGCACAUCUAACCGAAGGAGAUAUAUUGAACGUCAACGUGAGGAGGGGCAUGAGACACUCAUGGCGGAUUAUUUUGUCGAAGACCCGAAGUACAACGAAGAUAUCUUUCGGCAUAGGUUCCGUAUGUCGAAACGUUUGUUUCUAAAAAUUGUGGCCGAUGUGGAAGAGAACGACCCGUGGUUUGUAGAGGCCCCCGAUGCGCGAGGUAAGAAGGGCUUUACGCCAUUGCAAAAGGUGACAUCGGCUAUUAAACAGCUCGCAACUGGUAACACUCCAGACGAGAACGACGAGUACUUGCAUAUGGUCGAAAGAACUUCCCGCGAGUGCCUAGAAUAUUUUUGUGACACGGUUUGCAAAAUAUACGGUCCAGAGUUCUUACGUAGACCGACAAGCCACGACAUGACACUUUUAUACCAAGCUCAUGAGGAAAAACAUCACCUUCCAGAGUAUCGAGGCCAAUAUAUGCGAGGAGAUCAUCAAUACCCGACGGUUAUGCUCGAAGCGGUUGCUUCUCAAGACUUAUGGUUUUGGCAUGCUUUUGCCGGUUCACCGGGUUCUCAAAACGAUAUCAAUUCGAUCCCUUACCCUCACGAAAUAGACCAAAAGAAAUUCAAGAGGCAACAUGAGGCGGCAAGAAAGGACGUCGAACGGGCUUUUGGUGUUUUGAAGGCGAAAUGGGGUGUAUUGAGUCGACCGAUGCGAGCAAGAUCCGUUAAAAAAAUUAGGAGUGUCGUGUACACGUGUAUUAUUUUACACAACAUGAUUUUGAAAGAUGAAGGAAAGGCGAUAGCACCGGUGCACAUUCGGGAUCCUCCGGUCGAGCCCGCUCUAGACGAUACGGUGUUGGGCGAGUUGAUGGAUGAAGACACGCAUUGGAGACUCAAACACGAUCUCAUAUCAUCUCGCAAGUCAAGAUUUACCCCACCUUUUGGUCGAUUCCGACGAAGACUAGUUUAA
Molecule: messenger RNA, 1068 nt
Organism: Helianthus annuus (common sunflower)
Lineage: Eukaryota; Viridiplantae; Streptophyta; Magnoliopsida; Asterales; Asteraceae
Exons: 3
Coding region: 1-1068 (355 amino acids)
Source: RefSeq, a predicted model, not a curated record